GUCUGUCCAGGGUACCCCGCGGGCCGGCUAGGAGCUCGUCCCGGGCUUUUCCCUGGGGAAACUCCUCCUCCUAGCUCUCGCCAGGGACCCGGACCCGCCCGCCUGGGGCAGCCGCUCAGGUCCGUCCCCUCCCCCUGCUCGAGGUGACCGGAGACCUUUGCUUGGGGGUGUCGCCUUGGGCUCUAGGACGCCGCCUCCUUUGAUUAAAGAGAGAACUGGGGAAGGUGGGGGAGUUGUGAGCCCGGCCUAGGAGGACGGGAGCUCAGUAGGAGGCGGAGGAGGAAGGCGGAGGGGCUGGGAGCAGCGGCCGGGAGCGAGGCAGGUCAUCUUGAAGUUUUAUACACUUAUAAUUACCUGAUGCUGUUGACAAAAUCAAGAUGGCUUUAAACUCAGGCUCACCACUGGGUGUUGGACCUUACUAUGAAAACCGCGGAUACCAACCAGAAAACCCUUAUUCCCAGCAGCCUGGCAUGGCUCCUAAUGUCUACGUAGUGCAUCCGGCCCAGUACCACCCAUCUGCAGUGCCCCAGUAUGCCCCAAGGACUGUAACACACAACUUAACACCUGUCGUCCACACGCAGCCCAAACCCCCAUCGACCACACUGUGUGGCCCAAAGUUUAAGAAAGUGCUGUGCAUCACCUUGGCCUUGGGGGCUGUGCUUGUGGGAGCUGCGCUGGCUGCUGGCCUGCUCUGGAGGUUCCUGGAGAAGAAGUGUGUUGGGAUCGAAUGCAGCUCCUCGGGAACCUGCGUCGGCGCCUCACACUGGUGUGAUGGGGUAGCAGACUGUCCCAAUGGGGAGGACGAGAACCGCUGUGUUCGCCUCUACGGGCCAAACUUCAUUCUUCAGGUCUACUCACCACAGAGGAAGUCCUGGUACCCCGUGUGCCAGGACGACUGGAGCGAGAGCUUUGGGAGAGCUGCAUGCGAGGACAUGGGCUAUAAGAAUAGUUUUUAUUCUAGCCAAGGAAUAGCUGCUGACAGUGAGGCUACAAGCUUUAUGAAGCUGAAUGUAAGUGCUGGCAACGUCGAUCUCUAUAAAAGACUGUACCACAGUUAUACCUGCUCUUCAAAAACAGUGGUUUCUUUGCGCUGUAUAGGGUGCGGGGUCAGCUCAAAGUUCGGACGCCAGAGCAGGAUUGUGGGUGGAUCAAGUGCAGCGCUGGGGGACUGGCCCUGGCAGGUGAGCCUGCAUGUCCAGGGCAUCCACAUCUGCGGAGGCUCCAUCAUCGCCCCUGACUGGAUUGUGACAGCCGCCCACUGCGUAGAAGAACCUCUUAAUAACCCACGGUAUUGGACAGCCUUCGUGGGAAUUUUGAGGCAAUCUUUUAUGUUCUAUGGAAGUGGAUAUCGAAUAGAAAAAGUCAUUUCUCACUCAAAUUAUGAUUCCAACAACAAGAACAAUGACAUUGCUCUUAUGAAGUUGCAGACGCCUCUGACCUUUAAUGACAAAGUGAAGCCAGUGUGUCUUCCCAACCCGGGCUUGAUGCUGGAGCCGGAGCAGCCCUGCUGGAUUUCCGGGUGGGGGGCCACCUAUGAGAAAGGUGAGGCUCCCAGGCACUUGUUGCUGCAGAAAUAUGGAUUACAUUUUUAUUUUGGUUACUCCUUAUUGGUAGAGACUUGGAACUCACAGGAGGCCCCGCUCUAUGCAGGGUCAGUGGGGCCUGGUGAUUUGUGACUUGGUUUUCCGUUUCCAGUAACUUGCUGUGUCCCACAGGGUGACAGUGGAGGGCCUCUGGUCACUCUGAAGAACAACAUCUGGUGGCUGGUUGGGGAUACGAGCUGGGGAUCUGGCUGUGCCAAGGCCAACAGACCAGGCGUGUACGGGAACAUGACGGUGUUCACAGACUGGAUCUAUCAGCAGAUGAAGGCAAAUAGCUAAUCCCUAUGGCCUUUGGCCUGGAGAUCGUUCUACAAGAAGAUGAAGGGGCUGAGUCUUUAUUCCCUGUGCAUGAUAUACUUUUAGAGAUGAUUCAAAGGUCUUUCCAUUUGUAUUACAUAGUGAGCUUGGUUGAUUUUGGCACUCUGCUGCUCUGCACUGGCUGCAAUGGCUCCCGCACCCAGGCCCAAUGUCCCUGACCCCUCUGGCAAAGGGGCGAUGGGCCCUGCUGGGUGUGGGCACCUCAGGCAA
This is a messenger RNA of Tupaia belangeri chinensis (Chinese tree shrew), 2129 nucleotides long. It is a transcript of the gene TMPRSS2, whose product is annotated as transmembrane serine protease 2. Lineage: Eukaryota; Metazoa; Chordata; Mammalia; Scandentia; Tupaiidae. Gene Ontology annotation, molecular function: protein binding; serine-type endopeptidase activity. The record is from RefSeq and is a predicted model, not a curated record. Gene Ontology annotation, biological process: proteolysis. Gene Ontology annotation, cellular component: membrane. The transcript has 13 exons.